CAGGUCUGAGGUUCCGGCCUCCACUCUUGCCUUCCGCGCCCGGGAAGUGGCCCAGGUUCCCACGAGCUCCUCCCAACCCCCCGACCCAGGUCACCUCAAUUCACCACACAGACUCCGACGACUACAAGUCCAGCGGAAAUGAACCAGAGGCCGAAGUUUAUUAGCUGCCCCGGGGACUGUGAGAAACGUAGUCCAAGUUGGAAAAACCCGGACGAUAAUCGAUCAGAGCGGAAGAAGCCAGGACCGCAGGGACCCUCACCGAUCCGCCCCGGAGACUCCUGGGUGCGCAAACCCACGCAGGAGUGCGCAGGCGCAGGCGCGGGCGGCCGGUCCUUGGCCCGCGGUGAGGCUGGUGUGUGUGUCCUACCGGCAGGGGAGGCCGAGGGGAGAACCGGGAGCUCAGGCCCUGGAGGCCCAGAGAGGGAAGCGGGACCGGGGGCUUGGGACUCUUCACUUUUCCAAAAGAAGAGCCCAAAAGAGAAGAUUUCAUCUGUUGCAAAUCUGAAAGCCAUGUCUCAGGGAUCAGUGUCAUUCACGGAUGUGACUGUGGACUUCACCCAGGAGGAGUGGCAGCAACUGGACCCUGUUCAGAAGGCCCUCUACAGGGACGUGAUGUUGGAAAACUAUUGCCAUCUCAUUUCUGUAGGGUUUCAUAUGACUAAGCCUGCUAUGAUCCGCAAGUUGGAACAAGGAGAAGAGCUAUGGACAACAGAGAGAGUAUUUCCAAGUCAGAGCUGCCUAGGAGAAGAUGGGGAAGCUGCAGAUGUUUUAGUGAAGUUCAAAGAAUACAAAGACAAGCACUCUAGAUCAAUUGUUUUCAUCAACCACAAAAAACUAAUUAAGGAGAGAACUAAUAUUUAUGGGAAAAUAUUUACUCUAAGCAAGAACCGUAUUAUUUCAAAAAGAAGAGUAUGUGAAUAUAAAUCUGAUGCAAAGGUUUUGAAAAAUAUUUCAGAGUUAGUCAUUAGAAAUAUAAGCCCUGUAAGAGAGAAGUUUAAUGAGCAUAAUGGAUGGGAGAAAUCACUACUCAAUACUGAGCAUGAGAAAAGUCAUCCUACAGUGAAUCUCCAUAAACAAACAGACAGGGGUCUCAGUGGUAAACAGGAGCUCAUUCAACAUCAAAAGGUUCAAAGUCCAGAGCAACCAUUUGAGCACAAUGAAUGUGAAAAAUCCUUCCUUAUGAAAGGAAUGUUAUUUCCACACACUAGAGCUCACAGAGAAAGACACUUAGAAUACAAUAAAGAUGGAAUAGCCUUCAUCCAAAAGACAAAUCUUGGUGUCCAUCCACAAACUUUUAUGGAAAAGAAGUCCUAUGCAUACAGCAAAUAUGGGAAAUUGUUCUGCAAGAAGUCCAUUUUUAUUAUGCAUCAGAGAUCUCAAAUAGAAGAGAAACCUUUUCAAUGUUCUCACUGUGGAAAUAGUUUUAGAAGGAAGUCAUACCUCAUUGAACAUCAGCGAAUUCACACAGGUGAAAAACCUUAUGUUUGCAAUCAAUGUGGAAAGGCUUUCCGUCAGAAGACAGCCCUCACUCUUCAUGAGAAAACACAUAUAGAGGGGAAACCCUAUAUUUGUACCGAUUGUGGGAAGUCUUUCCGCCAGAAGGCAACCCUCACUAGACAUCACAAAAUACAUACCGGGGAGAAAGCCUAUGAAUGUACUCAAUGUGGGAGUGCCUUUAGAAAGAAGUCAUACCUCAUUGAUCAUCAGAGAACUCACACAGGAGAGAAACCACAUCAGUGUAACGAAUGUGGGAAGGCAUUUAUCCAGAAGACAACCCUCACUGUACAUCAGAGAACUCACACAGGAGAGAAACCUUAUAUUUGUAAUGAAUGUGGAAAGUCCUUCUGCCAAAAGACAACCCUCACUCUCCAUCAGAGAAUUCACACAGGGGAAAAACCCUAUAUUUGUAAUGAAUGUGGGAAGUCCUUCCGCCAAAAGGCAAUCCUCACUGUUCAUCAGAGAAUACAUACAGGUGAGAAAUCCAACGGAUGUCCUCAGUGUGGAAAAGCCUUUAGUAGGAAGUCAAACCUCAUUCGCCAUCAGAAAACUCACACAGGAGAGAAACCAUAUGAAUGUAAAGAUUGUGGAAAGUUCUUCAGUUGUAAGUCAAAUCUCAUUGUCCAUCAGAAAACUCACAAAGGAGAAACUGUGGUAACUCAGUAAAUGACAUGACUUUUUUGUUAAAAAUUUUUGUCAUAGUAAACCCUGUACAUAAUAUUAUUUGCAAAUGUAAUAAUAUUCAGAAAUUUAAGGUACUAUACCACAUAUUUACCUAUUGUUUUUUAGCUUAUAAAAUACCUGUAAAACACACAAAAAAAAUGACAAAAGUUAUUGAAAAUGCAAGCCCCAAAUUUUUAUUAGAUUUAGCAGACAUAAACUUCCUCUGCCAAAUUACUAUAAAAGUUUAAACUUGUAUAUUGGGCAGCUGGUACAGGUCUGUUGACCAUACUGUGAGCAGCAGUGCUUGAAAAGAAAGGAGGUGUGAACUGUAUUUCUCAUUACAGUAUGGCAUAAAAAUUACUUGUUACUCCUCCAAGUUAUCCAUAGUUCUGACUUAAAACGUUAUGAAAUAAUUAUGACAUAUUACAAAGCAAUAUAUAAAUUGAAUUAUACAUCAUAUAUUCAUUCAUAAAUGGUUUGUUUCAUCACUGUCUCUAAGACUAUAUUGUAUGUGACAAAACUUCAUUUAUUUGCAUUCUGUGUAGAAUUCCAUUAUAUAAUUAUAUUCACAAUUUAUCCAUUCUACUGCUGAUGGACUUUUUCAUUGUUUACAGUUUAGGGCCAUAAUAAUUAUGUUCCUGGGAAUAUAUUUGUCUUUCAGCAUUCAUAUAUAUGCAUUUCUCUUGUGUAUACACUAGGAGUGGAACUAUGGCUGGAUUCUAGGGCAUAGGUGUGUUCACUUGGCUUUGGUGGGUACUGCCGAAUAACUCAGAACUUUCAGAGUGUGAGUAAUUCCCUCUGAAGGGAAACAGCUGUGAAUAUUGUCAAUAUGGUGUUGGUUCAAACUAGAUAAAUCAUGCCAGGUGGAAACUCUGUGAAUGUUACUGUGAGAAGGCCCUUAGCCUUAGCCCACAAAUUACUGGGAAUAUGAAUAUAAUGCUUGUAGAAAGCUUUUAGCCAUAGCCCAAACCUUUUAUAAAACCAGACAAAUGUAAUACACGUGGGAUUGCCGUUAGCCACAGUUAAUGCCAUAUUUGAAAUAAAAAAAGUCCUACUAGAUAAAGGGAGGUAGGUAUCCAGCAUUUCCCUUGCUUAAUAUCAGAGAAUUCUAACUGGUGAAAAACCCUAUGAGUAUAAUGAAAGGGAGAAAACCUUUAAUCAUAGUCUGUUUCUUACUGGUCAUAUGAAAAGAAUUAAUAUGGAAAAGCUGUAGCCAUAGCUCAAAUCUUAUUAACACUAGAGCAUUCGCAUUGCACAGGAACUCUUCAAAUGAAAUGAUUUUAAGAAUGACUUUAGCCAUAGCUCACUCUCGAGACAUCAUCAAGGAAUUCAUACUAAGGAAAGGAAGGUUAAAAAGGGAAUGGUUGAGACUUGGAACUCUGGGGGAAGCCAGCUGCCAUGAAGUUCAACCAUACUCUGACCAUAAUACUAGACAGUCCAUUCUAAUCAACCUAGUCAGCUCCAGCUGUCAGCGUCAACUGCCAGCCAGAUGAGUGAGCCCCUGCUGACAUUUGACUGGAACUACAUUAAAGGCACCCACAAAAUGGUUACUUUUAAAAUUAAAUUUGAUUAUUUGAUUAAAAGAAAGGGAAAAACAAUCUACUAGCAUUUAUUUAUGA
Messenger RNA from Choloepus didactylus (southern two-toed sloth), 3779 nucleotides. It is a transcript of the gene ZNF382, whose product is annotated as zinc finger protein 382. Gene Ontology annotation, molecular function: RNA polymerase II cis-regulatory region sequence-specific DNA binding; DNA-binding transcription factor activity. The coding region runs from base 139 to 2163 and encodes 674 amino acids. The record is from RefSeq and is a predicted model, not a curated record. NCBI's taxonomy places the organism in Eukaryota, Metazoa, Chordata, Mammalia, Pilosa, Megalonychidae. The transcript is spliced from 5 exons. Gene Ontology annotation, biological process: regulation of transcription by RNA polymerase II.